AUGCUCCCUAUCGCACUCGAGGAACUAUCGCUCAAGAAGAUCCUUAUAACAGAUACUGGCGCGAAGGCACUCAGACCAUCUACCAUACGUCUGGAAGCUCUUCGGACUCUCCAGUUACUGGAUAUAUUCCACCCAAUGCUCGAACCAGACACCUUUCCACGAAAUAAAACCCCCUGGCAAAAAAAAGAAAAAAGGAAAACCCCCCAAAGAAAACCCCCACCACACACUACUACGAACGACAACAUGACGAACACCUCCACAGCCAUGGACACAAACCUGGCCGGGCCAGCAGGAACGAUGAUACUAGAUGCCCCCCCCAACGCAGCCGCCACGUCCGCGAAAACCACCAAAAGAAAGCGUCCCAAUGCCCUCGAAAGGGAAGAUGGGGAGCUCGAUGACGAAGGGGGAGCCCACGAAGGCGAAAGCCAGGGCGACCCCCGCACAACCAACCCAACGAGCAACCCCCGCCCCCCCCCCACCAAGGCGCCCAACCCACCGCCCACCUAA
Pleurotus ostreatus (oyster mushroom) is the source of this 507-nucleotide messenger RNA. RefSeq lists its product as uncharacterized. The record is from RefSeq and is a predicted model, not a curated record. The transcript is spliced from 2 exons. Lineage: Eukaryota; Fungi; Basidiomycota; Agaricomycetes; Agaricales; Pleurotaceae. The coding region runs from base 1 to 507 and encodes 168 amino acids.